Carassius auratus (goldfish) is the source of this 4066-nucleotide messenger RNA. Its product is annotated as small conductance calcium-activated potassium channel protein 2. The transcript has 12 exons. The record is from RefSeq and is a predicted model, not a curated record. Lineage: Eukaryota; Metazoa; Chordata; Actinopteri; Cypriniformes; Cyprinidae. The coding region runs from base 751 to 3030 and encodes 759 amino acids. Gene Ontology annotation, molecular function: calmodulin binding; small conductance calcium-activated potassium channel activity. Gene Ontology annotation, cellular component: membrane. Gene Ontology annotation, biological process: potassium ion transport.
ACCUGGGCGGAGAGACGGAGCCCAAAAGAGAAGUUGAGAGGGAGAGAGAGAGAAAAUGAGAGACGUGCUGUCAGAGUGAGAGCUGAAGGACAUGCAUCCAUUUCUACACAAUUUCAGACUGUCGCUACUUUCAUUUACUCAUAUCCAGGCGCUUUUCUUCACAAGAGGCUAAUAAUGCUAAUUAACGCAACGGGUGGAUGUAUUUCCUGAAAUAUUAAAGAGCGCACUAAAUCCUUUUCCCGAAAUCUAUUUUUUCGAUUUUAUUUCGAUCAUUGUUGCAGGUGUUAAACGCAACAGCUUUCGUCUGUAGGAGUCUCAUUUUAAGAAAUAGAGGUUUAUACGUCUGUCAUUAAAAACCUUCAAUCUGGAAUCACUGCUUGACAACGGACGAGGACGAAAUGAUGGCAUUAUUCUGACAACAUGAAAAAGAAAAAGUGCGGAGGAAUAAUAUUGCACUGCUCUUGAAAUCACCAUAUGAAGGUGGAGAAAGACUGAUUGGAGAGAGUCUGUAUUUUAGAUGCAAUACAUAUGCCCAAAUAAUGCAGAGCACUGAUGGUAAUGUGAUGAGUCUUGCAUUUGUCACAGAUAUUGCUGGAAGGAGCAAGAGGAGAGGAGGGGGUGUCAGAGAGAGGGUGGACGAGAGAAGGCGAUAGAGAGAGAGAGAGAGAGAGCGCUCAGAGCGAUUAGAUGUGGAUGGGUUCAUAGAGUUGAGGAGCAGAGCACAAACAUAUCUGCUGGAGCCUGGUUGCCAUGGAUCCCCCUCCCUCUCUGAGUCUGGCCCUUCUCAGUGCGAGCGAAGACGAAGAGCAACGUCUGCCCCUUCCUCUCGGUGGUCUCUCCCAUGCUUCCCUUUCUGGCAACUACCCUGGGACCAACCACUCGAAUCACACUGGAGGCAACAGCAGCUUGGAGCGUCUCAAUGGCACUCCGUCGCCCACCACACCGAACCUUCCCCCGGCAUCGCUGCCCAAGCUGCCCUUGUCCACGACACCAAUCCCCAACGCUCUCCACCCCACCAGCACACCACUCUCCUCCUGCCUUGGCAGCCAACAUAGCCUGAGCGGGGAGACCUCGCCUGUCUACAACGCUCUGUUCUACUCCUCUCAUUCGCCAUCCACUGAGCGAGAGCGGGAGAGGGGAUGCAAGCACAGGCAGGCCAGUCCGCUGGUGCACAGGCGGGACAGUAACCCCUUUACCGAGAUUGCCAUGAGCUCUUGCAAGUACAGCGGCGGCGUGAUGAAGCCGCUCAGCCGCCUCAGUGCCUCCCGCCGGAACCUCAUCGAGUCCGACAGCGGAAGUGACACCAAAGAGGGCGGGGCGAGUGGGAGCCAGGUGACCGCGGCCUCCUCUCAACACAGUCAGCCCCAAACCCAGAACCCCCCAGAGAUUGUUAUCUCCUCAAAAGAGGAUCCUCCUUACGGACACGCUUACGAACUCGAGGCCUCGGCCAAUCAAAUGUCCAUCUACCACCAGAACCACGCCCUCUCUGAGAGCAGGGGUGUGCUGGGAGGCGUGGCACGGGGCGGGACUAAUGGAAGGAGGGGCGGUGCUGUCGUGGGAGGGCCGGGGAGGACCGCUUCCAAAGCCAGUAAACGUAAGAAUCAGAACAUUGGCUACAAACUAGGCCACAGGAGGGCACUGUUCGAAAAGAGGAAGAGACUUAGCGACUAUGCGCUCAUAUUCGGCAUGUUUGGCAUUGUUGUCAUGGUGAUUGAGACCGAGCUGUCCUGGGGUGUCUACACUAAGAGCUCCAUGUAUUCACUGGCACUGAAGUGUCUUAUCAGCCUUUCCACCGUCAUUCUUCUUGGACUAAUCAUCGCUUACCAUGCUCGAGAGGUGCAGCUCUUCGUCAUUGACAAUGGUGCGGACGACUGGCGGAUCGCCAUGACCAUAGAGCGAGUGCUGCUUAUCGCUCUGGAGCUGAUUGUUUCGGCGGUUCACCCGGUGCCGGGGGACUUCAAGUUCAUGUGGCGGGCGAGACUGGCCUUCUCCUACGCUCCCUCGCAGGCAGAGGCAGAUCUAGACAUGGUGCUAUCUGUACCCAUGUUCCUUAGACUCUACCUCAUCGCCCGAGUCAUGCUGCUACAUAGCAAGCUCUUCACCGACGCCUCCUCCCGCAGCAUAGGGGCACUCAACAAGGUGCACUUUAACACACGGUUUGUGAUGAAGACCCUGAUGACCAUAUGCCCGGGCACUGUGCUGCUGGUCUUCAGUAUCUCCCUGUGGAUCAUCGCUGCCUGGACUGUACGAGUGUGUGAGAGGUAUCAUGAUGCUCAGGAUGUGACCAGUAAUUUUUUGGGUGCAAUGUGGCUCAUCUCCAUCACCUUCCUCUCCAUUGGAUAUGGAGACAUGGUGCCUCACACCUACUGUGGCAAGGGGGUGUGUCUGCUCACAGGGAUUAUGGGAGCAGGAUGCACUGCUUUGGUUGUUGCAGUGGUAGCCAGGAAGCUUGAACUGACAAAGGCGGAGAAGCAUGUGCAUAACUUUAUGAUGGACACACAGCUCACCAAACGGAUAAAGAACGCAGCGGCGAAUGUUCUACGAGAGACUUGGCUGAUAUACAAGCACACCAAACUGAUGAAGAAAAUUGACCACUCCCGCGUACGCAAGCAUCAGAGGAAGUUCCUCCAAGCCAUUCACCAAUUGCGAAGUGUUAAAAUGGAGCAGAGAAAACUCAGUGAUCAAGCCAAUACUCUGGUGGACUUAUCAAAGAUGCAGAGCGUCAUGUAUGAGCUGAUGUCUGAGCUGAACGACCGCAGUGAGGAUCUGGAGAGGCAGAUGUUAGGUCUGGAGCAGCGGGUGGAGCAGCUGACGGCCGGCUUUAAUGCUCUGCCCGCUCAUUUGUCGGCCACGCUCACUUCCCAACAUGCCGCGCUCGUUCAACUAUUGCGUGAGCGUGAUGCCAAGGUCCUGAGCCCCACUGUGCCCUCUGCCCUCUCACCAACCGCUGCCAACCCCCUCUCCGGCUCUGGCUCCGUCCCGACUCAGCCCACCGAGGACAGUCCUAACACCAGCAGCUCCAGCUGCUGAGACCCCGGUGUGGGAAGUUCCCUCCGAGGCAGAGAGAUAGAGGAUUAGUCGAAACGAAGAGAUGACAUAACCAUACAUACGCAUUCACAUAUGAUGCACUAUAACAACGAGCAUAACACAGCUUAACGCCAGAAUAUACAGUGUAAUGAUGAAGGAGGCGCUGACAUUUGCACAAAAACCCUAUGAGAAAACUGCCAUAUUUCAUGUAGUCCACAAGACGGACGUACUCUACUGUUACCAUGAAUGUAUACAUUUUAGAAGACACUGACUCAGACAUGUUAACAUGCAUGGACACUCACUCACUCACUCACUCACUCACACACAAACACACACUUUUUCUGAUUCUGUCUUUGCUACCAAAGUGCUCUGUCUAUAGUUGACUAAAAAUUGAGUGAGGUGUGACUUGCAAAACAUGGAACUAGGGUGCUUGGUAUUAGAGAGAUUAUAAAUAAUCAACAGCUGAGAAUGUUAUGAUAUCUGGACAGCACUUUUUACAGUCUGCAAGAGACUAACAGCCAUUUGAGCAAAGCAUUAUUUCGAAGAGCAACGCUGAAGCCAGUAAAUACGUUAUAAAACCCACCCCAUCAAGGUGGAACAGCUGCUCACACGGAAAUAACUGUAGAAUGAGUGAUUAUAGUCAUUUUCUUAGUGGGAUUGCUUCUAUUAUAAUGGUGUUGGAAUAAUAGACUAUUUUACUUCUGACCCCGUUUCAAUGGAGAGACCAAUUUGAAAACUGACUAAUAGUGACAUCCUGUGGCCGGAAUACUGAAUUACAUCCGCUUGGAAUAUUGUACAGUAUGCUACUACUGAAACUUAGCUUUGUAUCGCUCAGUUUUUUACCAUUAAUAAUUACUGAUGCAGUUAUAGCUCACAUUUAUUAUAAUUAUACGAUAGCCUUCUUCUCAUUCGUCAUGGAAAUUAUGAUUGCUGUAUAAAUAACGAUUUUUAUUAAUAUUAAUUAUAGAUAAGGGAGGUGCCGUUUGAGGUUGAAAUUAUUUUGUAAUUUUAUUUUACCAGAGAGAAUUAAUAAAGUAUA